Candida dubliniensis CD36 is the source of this 858-nucleotide messenger RNA. RefSeq names its product proteasome core particle subunit beta 5 (gene PRE2). NCBI's taxonomy places the organism in Eukaryota, Fungi, Ascomycota, Pichiomycetes, Serinales, Debaryomycetaceae. Gene Ontology annotation, cellular component: proteasome core complex. Bases 1 to 858 code for a protein of 285 amino acids. Gene Ontology annotation, molecular function: threonine-type endopeptidase activity. The record is from RefSeq and is a predicted model, not a curated record. The transcript has a single exon.
AUGAAUAGUAUUGCUCAAAGAUAUAGUCAUGCCAAUCAAAAUGUUAUUGUCAAAGAAAUAAAUUCCGUUCAUGAAUCACUUUCAUCACCAUCAAAUAUUCCUCAAUUAGAAUUAUCACCAUCAAUUGCUAUCCCACCAAUUUCUCAACCUACAGAUUUUUUAAGAGCUCAUACUGAUGAUUCAGUUAAUCCAGAUUGUAAAAUCAAAAUUGCUCAUGGUACAACAACUUUAGCAUUUCGUUUCCAAGGUGGGAUUAUUGUUGCCGUUGAUUCUCGUGCUACAGCUGGGAAUUGGAUUGCUUCACAAACUGUUAAUAAAGUGAUUAGAAUUAAUCCAUUUUUAUUGGGUACUAUGGCUGGUGGAGCUGCUGAUUGUCAAUAUUGGGAAACUUGGUUAGGUACUCAAUGUAGAUUACAUGAAUUACGAGAAAAGGAAAGAAUUUCUGUUGCUGCUGCAUCAAAAAUUUUAAGUAAUUUAGUGUAUCAAUAUAAAGGUAUGGGUUUAAGUAUGGGGACUAUGAUUUGUGGUCAUACUGCUAAAGAAGGUCCUACUAUAUAUUAUGUUGAUAGUGAUGGUACAAGAUUAAAAGGGGAUGUGUUUUGUGUUGGAUCAGGUCAAACUUUUGCUUAUGGGGUUUUAGAUUCAGAAUAUAAAUGGGAUUUAUCAGUAGAAGAUGCUUUAUAUUUGGGUAAAAGAAGCAUAUUGGCUGCUACUCAUAGAGAUGCUUAUUCUGGUGGUUCAGUUAAUUUAUAUCAUGUCACUGAACAAGGUUGGACUUAUCAUGGUAAUUUCAAUGUUGGUGAUCUCUUUUGGGAAGUUAAAGAAAAGGAACAAUCAUUUGUAAAUGUAGAUGGUUAG